AUGGCGAAAGACAGGACGGCGAAAGCUGAGGCCAAGCAAAAGGUCCCAAAGGUCGUUGACGACAAGGUGAAGAAGGCCAAGAAAGAAAAGAAGCCCAAGGCUGUAGCCAAGGAGGAAAGUGAAGAUUCGGACAGCUCCGCAGCUUCAGACGCACAACAAGAACAGAGUGGAAAGAAAGUAAAAGAGUCUAGCUCGGACUCGUCUUCCGACUCCGCCUCGGAAGCAUCUGACGACUCGUCCUCCGAUUCGGACGAAGCAGAAGCACCCACGAAACCCAAGAAGGCUCCCGUCGAGGUUGAGCCCAACUCCAUCUUCACCAUAGACACCAAGCCGACGAAGGCCGCUCCCAAGGACGAGGUAGCGCUCAAGGAGGACGGGAUCAUAGACGAGAGCGGCAAGAUCAACAGAAGAACACGUCGCCGCCUGCAACUGAUUGGCAAGCAACGCGAGGCGCUCCGGAAGUCCAUGAACCUCGGCGCCGACGACAACUCGGCGGAGCUGGAGGCUGCCUUGGACAAGUGGAUCAAGCAGACCGACGGCAAGGCGGCUGUCAGGGAUAAGAAGAAGCAGGACCGCAAAGAGAAGGAGGCCAGCCGACUGCGCACGAGAAAGGGGAAGCUGUUGAAGGGCCGCAAGCUCAAGGAGCGUCAGAAGGUUGUGUCCAAGCUGGAGAGGAGAGAGAAGAAACUGGCACAGGAGCAGGAGCAGACCGAGUCUUGA
Messenger RNA from Truncatella angustata, 720 nucleotides. RefSeq lists its product as uncharacterized. The transcript has 2 exons. Bases 1 to 720 code for a protein of 239 amino acids. Lineage: Eukaryota; Fungi; Ascomycota; Sordariomycetes; Amphisphaeriales; Sporocadaceae. The record is from RefSeq and is a predicted model, not a curated record.